UGCACGCCCAUCUCAGUCUCGUUUGCUCCUCAGAGCUCGAGGUGCCCCGUGUGACUCCAGAAGCAGUUAGCAGGAUCAGACACGGUUAUCUCCCAUUUGCAGCUGAGGUGGCCAAGAGAUAAGAGUUGCUUAAGGUUGGAGUUAGCAAACAACGAAACUGGUGUUUCCACACAGAUCGUGGUCUCCGAGCCAACCAUCCACUUUCUACGAGGAAACUGUAUUCUUGACGUUUUCGUUUCUCUGGUAACUUCAAAGACUGGGCAGGGCAAGCCUGGGCACCAGGAAGAACUGGUGCCCCUGGCCUGAGUCGAGAAGAAAAGAAGAGAGAAGAGAGAUCGAAGCAGAGAGAGAAGGAAGCUGCUGGCUGGACCACAAUGAAAUCCCUCCUCGCGCUACUGCUGGUGCUCCUGGACCUGGGACAGGCCCAAGGAGCUGUGAACAGGGUGCCCCUCAGAAGGCACCAGUCCCUCCGGAAGAAGCUGCGGGCCCAAGGCCAGCUCUCAGACUUCUGGAAGUCCCAGAACUUGGACAUGAUCCAGUUCAGCGAGUCCUGUAAUGUGGACCAGAGUACCAAUGAACCACUCAUCAACUACCUGGACAUGGAGUACUUCGGCACUAUCUCCAUUGGCUCCCCACCACAGAACUUCACCGUCAUCUUUGACACCGGCUCCUCCAACCUCUGGGUCCCUUCGGUUUACUGUACCAGCCCAGCGUGCAAGACACACCCGGUGUUCCACCCAUCCCAGUCCAGCACAUACGAGGAGGUAGGGAAUCAUUUCUCCAUCCACUAUGGUACCGGGAGCCUGACAGGAAUCAUCGGAGCUGACCAAGUCUCUGUGCAAGGGCUGACUGUGGAUGGCCAACAGUUUGGAGAAAGCGUCAAGGAGCCUGGCCAGACCUUUGUGAAUGCGGAGUUUGAUGGGAUUCUGGGCCUGGGAUACCCCUCACUGGCUGCUGGAGGGGUGACCCCAGUGUUUGACAACAUGAUGGCCCAGAACCUUGUGGAUCUGCCGAUGUUCUCUGUCUACUUGAGCAGUGACCCAGAAGGUGGCAUAGGCAGUGAGCUGACUUUCGGAGGCUAUGACUCCUCUCAUUUCUCUGGGAGCCUCAACUGGAUCCCAGUCACCAAGCAAGGCUACUGGCAGAUUGCGCUGGACGGAAUCCAGGUGGGAGACACAGUGAUGUUCUGCUCUGAGGGCUGCCAGGCCAUUGUGGACACAGGGACCUCCCUCGUCACCGGCCCCUCUGACGAGAUCAAACAGCUUCAAGAGGCCAUUGGGGCCACACCCAUGGAUGGAGAAUACGCUGUGGACUGUGCCUCCCUCAACACGAUGCCAAAUGUUGCCUUCCUCAUCAACGGGGUUUCAUAUACCCUCAGCCCAACUGCCUACAUCCUGCCGGACUUAGUGGAUGGGAUGCAGUUCUGCGGCAGUGGCUUCCAAGGACUUGACAUCCCGCCGCCCGCUGGGCCCCUCUGGAUCCUGGGGGACGUCUUCAUCCGGCAGUUUUACUCGGUCUUUGACCGUGGAAAUAAUCAAGUGGGACUGGCCCCCGCGGUCCCCUAAACAGGAUAUCUGUCUGUGUAUGGAUACCUGAUACCCCUUUAGCCUGUUAGAUCUCUUUAUAUCCAAAAGUCAUUGCCCACAGGAUGCAGCCAUCCCAGAGCACACACAGCCCCCCCGCCACCAUGCUGAACACACACACCUCCUCCACUGUGAUGAAAGAAGGAAGUCUGUCUGUCUGUAGGCUUUAUUGUUUUUUGCCAACUUUCUAUAUGGAACUCUCCAAACAUAUACAAAUAGAUGUGAUGGCAAGAUAAAUCCCCGUGCACCUCUACCCCACCUCACAACCCAUCCACAUGUGCUCAGACCCCUCGAUCUUCUCUCCCUCUGGCUCCACACAUCUAGAUUCAGAAACGAAUUCUAAGCACUAUAUCAUUGUAUCCAAUGUCUAAUAGCCUUAAAAGUCAGGAUUUAAAUAUCUCUCACUCGCUCAUAAAUGUGUACCUUUUUUACAGUUGAUUUGUUUGUAUCAGGAUUCAAACUAGAUCCCUAACUGGGGAGGAAAAAAAACCAUAAAUUAAAUUGCAUUGGUUUGAAAUGUCUCUUAAGUCUCUUUUCUUAUAUAAAAUUUUCCAUGUUCAGAAUUUUGCUAAUUUGCAACCAGGCAUGGUAGUGCAUGCCUAUAUUUCAGCACUCUGGAAGCUGAGGCAGGAGGAUCACUUCAAGUUCAAGGCAUCCUGGGCUACAGAGUAAGUUCCAGGCCAGCCAGGACCAUAUGGCAAGACCAUGAAAAAGAUUUUUACUGGUUAGAAUCUAGGGGUAUAAUUUGACAUGGGCCUCUGCAUGUGCCCACCCUUCCUACAGAAUGGUAGUUAGGUCUAGGCCUUGAUUCAUGGCAAAACUGUGACCCAGAUGGCACUGGGUACAUCCCAUCAGGAGGCAGAUGAUGCUGGGUGUCUUUUAACUGUCAUGUAAAGUUGAAUGAGUGGAUUUACGGCUGUCAGCCUACACCAUCUGAUACAAAACCCCCCUUUCAUCAGCCACUGAUGGUCAUCAUUGAACCCCUCAUGGUGGUUAGAGUUUCCCCAAUUCUACUUUUCUCCAUAAAAAUCACCUGCCUUCAUCACCCUUCUGCUCACUGUGAAGUCCACCUCAUAUACCUAAGAAGACAACUGCCUGAGGCUUCCCCUCCCCCACUUUACCUACCAGUUGUCAAAAUAACCAGCGGGUGCUACAGCAGAGGGUAACGGACUUAAACCUACCCAUUCUAACAUACAUUUACUGCCAAUAUUCAAUUUUCAGUGACCCUUUAAGUUACUUCCUGUGAAUUUUCCCAGCCCAUCUUACACACUUUCACCCUAUCAGGCAGCCUCAACCAUUGUCCCAAAGAGUUCCUCGAAGUGUGCCUCUAAGUCAACUGUAAUGAAAAUGUGUGGUACUGUCAAACAGAAGACUCCCCAGAGUCUGGCCCGAGGUUUCCCAGGGACUGAUGGAGCCCAUCUUCACUCUGGGGUUCCACUUCUUUUCCUCUUCCUUUCUUUCCUCUUUGCUCCUUUUAAAAUGGAGUCUUCAAUCUUCGUUCUUAGCAUGAAAUAUACGCAAGUGUUCCGUGACCCUGGAAUUAGCUCACAGUUGUUGGUAAGAACUCUUUUGUAACCAAAGAACGAGCCAGCAAAAUGGUUCAGUGAGCAAAGACUCUGGCUCCCAAGCCUGGUGACCUGAGUUCAAUCCCUGGAACCCACACGGUAGAAGGAGAGAAUGCUCUUCUGAGUUGUCCUCUGACAUCCGUGUUCUUGCCCUGCACCUGC
Molecule: messenger RNA, 3310 nt
Organism: Peromyscus californicus insignis
Lineage: Eukaryota; Metazoa; Chordata; Mammalia; Rodentia; Cricetidae
Gene: Ctse
Product: cathepsin E
Exons: 10
Coding region: 375-1565 (396 amino acids)
Biological process (GO): proteolysis
Cellular component (GO): endosome
Molecular function (GO): aspartic-type endopeptidase activity
Source: RefSeq, a predicted model, not a curated record